This is a messenger RNA of Cylicostephanus goldi, 810 nucleotides long. Lineage: Eukaryota; Metazoa; Nematoda; Chromadorea; Rhabditida; Strongylidae. The record is from the annotation of a GenBank genome assembly.
UUGUUUGAAUAUCCUGCAUCUUGUAAGUCUUCUUUUACUAGGCAUAACUGCGUUACUCACUGGCAACGGCAGUCCUGCGUGGCUGGAUUAUUUAGAAGUAUUCCAACAGGUUCAGAUGAAUUGGCAGCUGAAGAAGAAGGCGAGUACGACCCAACCUAUCUUUCAAGAUUCUGUAACGUAUGCAAUCGCGAGGCGCCGAUCAGAAGUCAUCACUGUCCGAUAUGUAAAAUUUGUGUUCUGCGGAAAGACCACCAUUGUUUUAUAACUGGUGCAUGCGUUGGACUAGGAAAUCAACGUUAUUUCAUCAUAUUUCUAUUCUGGGCUUGUGUGGGUUUAUUACUUGGAGCACGGUACACCGCUGUUUAUCUGUAUCAAACCUCUUCGGCUGGUUUUCCUCUUGGAUUUUUGUACUGUGUUGGUCCGAUAGCUGUUGUUCGAUGGAUUAUCGGAUACACCACGUUUCUGCACGCUUUCAUAUGCACUAUAUUAUCCUUCAUUCUUGCGAGCCUCGUAGCGGCUGCGGGAUUUUUUGGACUCCAGAUUUAUUAUACUUGCUAUGGUUAUACCAUGUACGAGUACCACAGCAGUGUGCGUGACGCGUUCGACGGUGACGGGUACGCAUUUACUCCCUUUCACUACGCCAUUGAGAAAAUUGAUUACAAUUUCAGCGCUAAUAUCGGGGAAAGAUUUCGUCUUAUUUUUGGCCGCUAUUGGAUACUUAAUUUCCUUUUUCCUCAAUUCUGGAACGCUCAGAUCUUAACCACCCAGAUUGCCACCAAUUUAUUUCGCGUGAGGAGCAAACAGCUUUAG